Xiphophorus maculatus (southern platyfish) is the source of this 1943-nucleotide messenger RNA. RefSeq names its product phosphatidylinositol glycan anchor biosynthesis class U protein. Gene Ontology annotation, biological process: attachment of GPI anchor to protein; protein localization to cell surface. Gene Ontology annotation, cellular component: membrane; GPI-anchor transamidase complex. The transcript is spliced from 12 exons. NCBI's taxonomy places the organism in Eukaryota, Metazoa, Chordata, Actinopteri, Cyprinodontiformes, Poeciliidae. The coding region runs from base 269 to 1576 and encodes 435 amino acids. The record is from RefSeq and is a predicted model, not a curated record.
UAUGUUUGUUUAAGAAAUAAUUCGUUUCUGAAAUAAAUACAAAAAUAAAAUGUUAAUUUAAAUGUAAUACUGUCAAUAUUAUUAGCAUUGACAGUAUUAACAAUAUUGUUAUUAAUACUGUCAAUUUUAUUAACAUGAUUUUAAAUGUAAGUUUAAUUUUUGGUGGCGGUCUGUUUGCUCCUUCGCUACCACAACCAGCGGUCCUAUAUAGGACUUCAUUUCCCAUCAUUCCCCUCGCAGGUCGGGCGGAGAUCGCUUCCUUGUGAAGAUGGUGGCUCCCUUGUCUCUGCUUCUGAUUGUAGCCGUCACAAUCCGCGCGGCUCUGUACAGAUCCAGCCUAGCGGAGCUGAUCGCAGAGAGGGUGGAGGUGGUGUCUCCGAUCACCGCCUGGAAGCGAGUUAUCGAAGGUUUAGCGCUGCUUGAUCUGGGAGUUUCUCCGUAUUCCGGCGAUGUUUUCCACGAGACUCCCCUCAUCAUUUACCUCUUUCACUUUCUGGUGGAUUAUGCAGAAAUCACGUUCAUGCUGGCGGACGUGAUCACAGCGGUGGCUCUUUACAUGGCCGUGAAGGACUUUAACAAGCAAGUGUUCAGGAAGCAGAAGUUUUCCGUGGAGGCGGAGCGUUACCCCGCAGACUGCCUGGAGCUCAUCAGGAGCCCCACUGAGAUGUUCUACAUCCCCCUGAAAGUAGCCAUGUUUUACCUGCUGAACCCGUUCACCAUCUUGUCCUGCGUUGCCAAGUCGACGUGCGGCCUGAACAACGCCGUCCUCUCCCUGUUCAUCCUCACAACCAUAAAAGGAAACGUUCUGCUGAGCGCCAUUUUCCUCUGCUUGGCCACCUACCAGUCCAUCUACCCUCUGACUCUGUGCGCCCCGGCCAUGCUGUACCUGAUGCAGCACCAGUACGUCCCGGUGAACCCGCGGCGCGCCGCCUUCUGGUGGUUCCUGGUCCAGUACCUGUUCAUGUACCUGGGCAGUUUGUUCGUCAUCGUCUGCCUGUCCUUCUUCCUGCUCGGCUCCUGGGACUUCCUGCCCUCCGUCUACGGCUUCAUCCUCUCGGUUCCUGACCUGACGCCCAACAUCGGCCUCUUCUGGUAUUUCUUCGCCGAGAUGUUUGAGCAUUUCCGCCUCUUCUUCCUCUGCGUCUUCCAGAUCAACGUCUUCUUCUACACCGUCCCUCUGUGCAUCAAACUGAAGGACCAGCCGGUGUUCCUGAUGUUCAUGCAGCUGGCGGUGAUCUCCAUCUUUAAGUCUUACCCCACCGUUGGCGACACGGCGCUUUACCUGGCCUUCCUCCCCGUCUGGAGCCACCUGCACAGAUUCCUCAGGAACAUCUUCCUGGUUUCCUGCGUUCUGCUCGCCUGCUCUGCUCUCUUCCCGGUUCUGUGGCAUCUCUGGAUCUACGCCGGAAGCGCCAACUCCAACUUCUACUACGCCAUCACGCUGCUCUUCAACGUGGCGCAGAUCCUGCUGGUGUCGGAUUAUUUCUACGCCUUCCUGAGGAGGGAGCACCACCUGACGGCCGGGCUCUACCUGAAGAAGAAGGACGGCUCGGAGGCGACGCUGGUGCUGAAAUGAAGCGCACCCUGCGGCUGCUGCAGAGCAACGAGCUGAUCGAACCUGAUCGAACCUGAUCGAACCUGAUCAAAUCUGAUCAAACCUCCUCAGACUGGAAUGAGGAGGAAUAAAAACGCUGAUGGUGCAGAACUCGGAGCGACUCGCUGCCGUUUCCGAUGAACAAACUCUGAACUGUUCAGGAGGGAAAGUUUCAUCUGAGAAUAUUUUAUUCAGAACUUUUUCUGUUUAAACAUAAAAUGUAGGAAACGUGUGAAUGUCCAGAGAAAUGGCUCAGCAUCACUUGGUUUUGUCUAUUUUGCUUGAUGACUUUUAAUUUCUUUGUGUUGUGAGCAGAAUGCCAGGAUUAUAUAAAGUUCUAAAGGUUUCA